AGAUGUCGGAUGUGUCGACGCCAUAGACUGGUCGACGCUCAUUAGAUAAAGUGAAACAGAAGUACUCAGAAAACAGACCAAAAACAACAAACAACGACAACUGCUUUUCAUCAGAUAUGUGUUUUGUAUAAUGUCAUAUAGCUAUUAAUUGUUUUUUUUAAUUGAGGUUUGGUUUAUUUUAUAAGUUGCCUCCAGGUCAUCUAGUUUGUUAUUAUUCCAAUUUAUUAUUUUUUAUAUAAUUGGUAUUUGUGAGCCUAUCAUGUUAUCAGGUCUUAAAUUAAACUAGAGUAAAAGUAAACAUAGUUACUAUAAUAAUAAUAAUUAUUAUUAGUGUUUACAAUGUUUAAAGGAAAAGUAGGAGUAUCUUUCUUCAUUAUUUAUUAAUGUUAUGAGUUAUAUUUUCUUCUGAUAACCUUUUAUUGGUUCCUCACUCUCCAUUAGUGUCAAAAUGUAAUAAAUAAAUCCCCUCAAGUAAUAGCUGCCCUGACGUCAGUUUGUAGUCCUACCUAAACACCAAACAUGGCGCCCACUAAAAGAUGUGUUCUUAGAUAACCACUGCCACCUAGAGGCCACAGGGUGAUCGGCACAAGAGUUACAAAACAUUUGCAGCCAUUAACGUCCUCACGUGUAGCGCUGCGUUAUGCAAACACUGAAGUUCCUGCCUCCACACGGCAGCACUGACCACCACGGUUAGGAACCAGUGGAUUAACAGUCGAAAAGCUCCCUGUGUGUAGCGCUGUACAACCAGGCUCGUGUUUUCUAGGAGUGGAAAUGAAAAGAAGAGCUGCGGACUCAGAGGCAUCUCAAUCCAAGGGGAAAGGGAAGAAGAGACCCGCGGAGAAGUCUGCUCCCUCUCUCUCCAGAACACGACGAGACAAGAAAGAUGGAGAAACAUCUAAAGCAGGACCCCCUCCCCUCAAGGCUGCAGGAGUCCAGAGGAGAGGCGUGCACGGGAGCAUCCUGCACUUCAUUUAUAAGAACACCCUGGGACAGAGUCUCCACUCACAGAUGAGACAGUGUCUCCAGGAGCCGUUCAUUCGCUCGCUAUCGUCGUAUCACUUCCACAGCGCCACCAGCCCCUUCGACCGCAGGAUCACCUGUCUGGAGUGGAGUCCUGUUCACAGCACCACUAUGGCCGUGGGCUCCAAGGGUGGAGACAUUUAUCUGUGGGACUAUAAGGUCCCCGCGAAAAAGACUUUUAUUCAGGGGAACGGUGCAGGAGACUUUAUCGGAGGGAUGAAGUUUUGCCCCACAGACUCCUCCAAAGUGUACGUGGCCUCUGGGGAGGGGAAACUGACCACGCAGAGCUUUGAGGGCCUCGCACCCACCACACUGUCCACAACUCAACACUGUGGCCACGAUCACCACAACGUUUGCUACUGGUACUGCUGUGUCGAUGUGUCCGUGAGCAGGCAGAUGCUUGUGACAGGAGACAAUAUGGGACAGCUGUUGCUCCUCGGAUUGGAUGGACAAAAGAUUUUCAGCAACAAGUUGCACAAAGCCAAAGUGACCCAUGCAGAGUUCAACACCAGGUGUGACUGGUUGCUGGCGACGGCCUCAGUCGACCACACGGUGAAGCUUUGGGACCUGAGAAACAUAAAAGACCAGAAGAGUUUCCUGCACGUGCUGCCUCAUGAAAAGGCUGUCAACUCAGCCUCUUUCAAUCCGUUCGACUGCUCCAAGCUACUGACCACAGAUCAGUACGACGAGAUACGCGUCUACUCAUCCAGUGAUUGGUCGACGCCUCAACAUAUCAUCCAACAUCCUCACAGACAGUUUCAGCAUCUCACACCCGUCAAGGCAACUUGGCACCCGGUGUACGACCUGAUUGUGGCCGGCCGCUACCCGGACGAGCGUGUCUGCUCAGGUGACCAGAGAACCGUCGACAUCUAUGACUCCAACACAGCAGAGCUUGUGUAUCAGCUGUACGACCCCACGGCCUCAGGGAUCAAAUCUGUCAACAAAUUCAAUCUCAUGGGUGAUGUGAUUGGAACUGGAAUGGGCCUGACGGUUCUAGUCUGGGACAGGAACGAGUCCCUGAUCAGCGAUGGGGACACGCAGCCGCAGGAGGACACCUCAGCCUCACUGGACAGUCUGAGACGGCCGAGGAGGAGUCGGCAGAGCACCAACAAGGAGCGCAGAGGUCCGGCUUUGGAUGCAAAGCUGAAGAGGAAACUUGCUUCUCUGGAAGAAUGUGAGACCAAGACCACCACCAAACAAAAACAGGCUCAGAACAGGAAGAAGUGAACUUUCAAAUAUUCAGGACUUAUAAAAAAACUCACGUUCACAUUCCUUUGGUUACUGUUUGUUGUCUCUAACUGCAGGAACUGUUUGAAUGUUUCAGGUUUUUUACUACAAACUGUUUUUAAAACAGGAAAGUUUGUAUGUUUUCAAAGAUGUUUUUCUACUGUUUCGCAUUAAAAAUUAACAGGUUUCUGUAAUAAUUAAGUAUUUUGGUUAUACACACUGUGUAAGUUAUAAAUACACAAUAAUAUAAAAGAAGA
This is a messenger RNA of Pleuronectes platessa (European plaice), 2504 nucleotides long. RefSeq names its product damage-specific DNA binding protein 2 (gene ddb2). Bases 772 to 2247 code for a protein of 491 amino acids. Gene Ontology annotation, biological process: DNA repair; response to UV. The transcript has 10 exons. Gene Ontology annotation, molecular function: protein binding; damaged DNA binding. NCBI's taxonomy places the organism in Eukaryota, Metazoa, Chordata, Actinopteri, Pleuronectiformes, Pleuronectidae. The record is from RefSeq and is a predicted model, not a curated record. Gene Ontology annotation, cellular component: nucleus; Cul4-RING E3 ubiquitin ligase complex.